Messenger RNA from Python bivittatus (Burmese python), 3467 nucleotides. NCBI's taxonomy places the organism in Eukaryota, Metazoa, Chordata, Lepidosauria, Squamata, Pythonidae. The record is from RefSeq and is a predicted model, not a curated record.
AAAUAUGGAUUGCCUUGCCUGAUUUUCCAGAUUACAAUAAAUGGGGCUUUUCUAUGAUUGCUCUAAACAACAACAUUUACAUUACAGGUGGCUCUAGGGGAUCACAGAAUGACACAUGGUCUACAACUCAGUCCUGGUGCUUCUGCCUUAAGAAGGGUGUCUGGAAGUCCAUUGCUCCAAUGCUGAAGCCCCGAACAAACCAUGCCAGUGCUGUUCUCAAUGGAGAGAUCUAUGCCAUUGGUGGCACCACUAUGGACAUUGUGGAGGUAGAAUGUUAUGAUCCUUACAAUGACAGCUGGUGCUUUGUCAGUCCUGCCUUGAAGUACGUCAGUAAUUUUGCUGUAGCUGGAUGUCUUGGGAAGUUGUACCUCAUCGGUUCUUGUGCUAUCAAAUAUAAUACACUGACCCUCCAAUGUUACAACCCUGCUGUUGAUGUCUGGAGUAUAAUUGCAUCUCCCUUUCUCCCCAAGUACCUUUCUGCUCCUCGAUGUGCCUCCUUGCAUGGAGUCAUUUACCUUAUUGGUGAUAAUACAAAGAAAGUCUAUAUGUAUGAUCCAAAUGCUAACAUAUGGCAGAAGGUACAACAGCUUCAUACCUUGCAUGAAAAUGGUGGAAUGGUACCUCUUGGCAAUAAGCUCUUUGUCACAGGCGGCUACUGGAAAGGUAUGGAUGGCGACUAUCAAGUAGAGAUGGAAAUGUAUGAUUGUGCCAAGGAUGUUUGGACAAGAGAAGGGUCACUUCCCUGUUUAUGGCUCUACCAUGCAUCUUCUUCUAUCUUCAUGGAUACUUCAAAGUGGAGGGAACUUUUCCAGUUGUGAUCACAGAGUUUGGUUUGACAUCUCACAGCUCUGACUGAAGGUUUGGAAAAGGAAUAACCUUUUUUAUUAUACUACAGUUUUAUAUGCUCUUUGGUGUCUCUUAGUUCUGACUUCAUAAGAAUUAUAGCUUUGACACUAUAGCCUCUGUUGAGCUGAACCAACUUCCCUACAGUGAAUUUCUUCGUUCACAGCAAUAGCCUUAAAGCCUUAAUUGUAAAAAUCUUAGAAUAAGCAUAACAGUUGUGUUGCUAUAAGCGUUAUUAGAAUACACAGAUUCAAUAAACUAAGUUAAAAUUCCAGCACCUGAUUCCAACCAACCAAUGUAAUGGGUGAACCAGGAACUUAGAAAAUUCAUCUGUGAAAACAUCUGCAAUCUUUUAAAAUUAGCUGACACUUUCAUGAGAUUCCAGUGCAAAAUACAUUAUGCAUCAUAUACUUGAUAUGCUCAUGUAGGGUAGUUUCAGUGUGAAAAAGAAAAUGGCCCUGCCCAGGGUUAGGCAAGUUUAAAUCUUCAGUACUAACUUCAUGGAUUGGAUUGAAGUAAGUAUCUGAAAGAGACCAAAAAUAAUGUGAGACAAUUCUAAAUUAGAACUAGAAUUGCUCAGUACUAAUUUUAGAUCAGAAUGGCUAAUGUUGAUGUGUGACCUUAGGAAUCAAAAACUUUGGGAGACAUGCUUCUUAAAAUAAUCUAGGAAUGUUACUUGUAUAUCUGUUUUUGUCACUGUGGAGCAGCCUUCCCCAAUCCCAUUGUCAUUCAGAUGUGUUGGAUUUCAAUUCCCAUGAUCCCUAGCCAGCUCAGACAUGCCUAGGAUCAUGGAAGUUGUAGUUGAAUAUAGCAGGGGAAUGCCGAGCUGAAGAAGGCGGUCCUAGGACUAGUUCUGUAUCUAAGGAAGUGUGAGCAUGCUCAAUUUAAUUAUCCUCAUAUUUUUAUUAAUUCCAGCUGUGAAAAGAAAAUAUACUUCUUCCAUGUUGAUCAUUCUCCAACUGGUCAUUAUGAUAAAAGAGUCUCAUUUGUCAUUUUUAGUAUAUAUUUCUUUUUUUAUUGUUACUGGUGCUUAUUAUUCAAAGUUUCUUUUGGGUGAUAAAUACUGUAUAAUUAUAAACUUUGUGCCUCUGUUCACAGUAAGAAUAUAUUUAUUGGAGGGGAGGGCAAGAAUUUUUUUGUCUUGCAGAUAUUCUUGAAUUUUAGCUUCCUAUUUUAUGUGCUUGGUAUAUAUGUAUCUAAGUAAUAUCCCUAUGCCCUAUGAGAGAUUACUUUUAUUCCUAGUAGAAUUUUUAGUCUUGGAAGGUAUCAUAUACUUAGGGGUGGGGAAAAGUGAUAGCAUUAGCUACAAGAAACCUAUUCUUUUUUAAAGGAUAAUUUUAGACUAAUUAUUUCUAAUUAUUCAUGCUAUCCUGACACUGAAUGUUUUAAAUAUUAAUCUGAAAGUGAAAAACCUAUGGCUUUCCAAAAGUCAUCAAACUACAAGUUCCAGCAACCCUGGUCAUUAUAGCUAAGAAUGGGAAAAUUCUGUUCAGUGAUAAAACAGUGGAAACCUUAUAGGUUUUACAGAUCAGAAAAUUCGUCAUGGGCAGUUGUUAAAUUAAAUAUAACUGCAUACUCAUAAGGAGCUCAGUUCCAAAAUUAUUCACAUAGCAGAAAGCCCUAACUGGGUUUUACUCAUAAGCAAGUGUGUUUAAGAUACUAUAAUCUUAAGGACUUCUCCAGCCUUGUUUCUUCCAAAUGCGUAGAGACUGCAAUAACCAGAAAUUCCACCUGACGUGACUAAAAGGAUUCUGGGAGUUGCAGUUCCAACCCAGUGGCAAUUGUGGGGAGUCAAAAAAGCCAAGAUGCCAAUUAUAACCUUUUGAUCAAAAUCCCGCCAUUUGCACAUGCAUGUGUCAUUGAUACAUGCAUAAAGUGGUGGGGCUUUCCUUCUACAUCUACGACAAUCAUCUUGCCUUGUCGAACACAUCUGGAGGGCACCACGUAGGAAAAGAUAUUCAACAGCAUUACAAUGACCACGGCUUAUUGUUGCACUGAUUUUAAGCACCAUGGACAAAAUUCAGCAAUGAGCCAAUAAAGUAAGAUGAUAAUUGUGACUAAGUGAAGCCCUACUAAUUUCAGUGGAAAUUAGAUGCAACUGAUUCCUAGGAGAUUAGGUCCUCUGUAUCUCACACCGUAGACUGUUAUUUAUGAAUAAAGUUUUCAUAUUUAUUUAUUGGUAAAGUAAGCCCACUCACCAUCUUAAGUUUUGCUAUAUUUCUGUGAUUUUUUUUUACUAGGCAUAAAAUGUUUCUGAGAAGUGAUGCUACAUUACUAUAUAUCACAAGCUUAUUUUUGCCACAGUAUUUAUGUUUACAGUUAGAUAUCACUUUUACUAACAAUUGUCUGGAGGAGAAUAGUCUGUCUACUGAUUGUGAUAAAGUACAAAAAUGGGCAGACUGAUUAUUUGAUUUUGUAAGAUUAUUGUGCAAUGUAAAUGGUAACUUUCAAAAAAGAAACAUUUAUUUCUAGUCAUCCAGCCUGGAAAAUAAUCUAGGUAGUUUUUAAUAUCUAGAUAGUCCAUUAAUAAUGUACAUAAGUAGUUCUCUGUAAUUCUUAUACUACUGUGAACUUCUCAAAAUGGUACUAUAUCUCAGAAUUCUUUUAAAUAUAAAUAAAAAAUG